Messenger RNA from Austrofundulus limnaeus, 2443 nucleotides. RefSeq names its product RAB22A, member RAS oncogene family (gene rab22a). The transcript has 7 exons. Gene Ontology annotation, molecular function: GTP binding; GTPase activity. The record is from RefSeq and is a predicted model, not a curated record. Bases 284 to 868 code for a protein of 194 amino acids. NCBI's taxonomy places the organism in Eukaryota, Metazoa, Chordata, Actinopteri, Cyprinodontiformes, Rivulidae.
ACGUCGUAGUUCAAGAUGGAGACCUUACGAUUUGGUGGUUUUGCUGUUAGCUAGUUAGCUGUCUAAGAAAAUGAUCAUAUUUACAAAGACAAACUAGGAGGUGUUUUAACGCUUUUAUCAAUCGUUUUUGGCUAACUUAAAAUGUGCAUUUGCCAGCUUUCUAUUACGAUGACGUGUGUUUAAACACAGACAGACUACCUGAAGCAUAUUGAAAAUUGAAAGCAAAAAACAUGAAAGAAAAUUGUCAAUGAUAUUUCUUAAACUUAUUUCGCAAUAAUUCGAUAUGGCUUUAAGAGAGUUAAAAGUUUGUCUCCUGGGGGAUACUGGUGUUGGAAAGUCGAGUAUUGUUUGUAGAUUUGUGGAGGACAGCUUUGACCCAAACAUAAACCCRACAAUUGGGGCGUCCUUUAUGACCAAGACAGUGCAAUACCAAAAYGACCUGCACAAGUUCCUGAUCUGGGACACAGCAGGACAGGAGCGGUUCCGUGCUCUGGCACCGAUGUACUACAGAGGCUCAGCAGCGGCCAUCAUUGUUUAUGACAUCACAAAAGAGGAAUCCUUCCAAACACUGAAGAACUGGGUGAAAGAGCUUCGCCAGCACGGCCCUCCAGAUAUAGUGGUUGCCAUCGCUGGUAACAAAUGCGACCUAUCAGAUGCCAGGGAAGUGCCAGAAAAGGAUGCCAAGGACUAUGCUGACUCUAUCCAUGCCAUCUUUGUGGAAACCAGCGCCAAGAAUGCCAUUAACAUCAACGAGGUGUUUACGGAGAUAAGUAAGCGGAUCCCCGUUAUUGAUGCAGCAGGAGGACCCUCAGGAAAAAGUUUCAAAUUGGGACGGCAGGCCUCAGAGUCUCGCAGGACAUGCUGCUGAUAAUGCUGGUGACUGAACUCAACAUGACCUGUGACCYGACCCUCACUCUUAGCCCCGUGCUUUUCAUUUGCUUCGGCUUAAAGAYGUCAUACACACUUUCCUGAACCCUGUAACUGCCCGCAUCUGGUUGCAGCAGUGCGUCUCUGACAGCAGCAGCAAAUCCUUUUUUUAAUGGCACCCAACGGUGGCAAUUCUACAUGUGACUUUUAAAAGAAAUCGUGAAGAAAUACUUCAGGUUGACUGAGAACUGACUAAAUUCCUCCUUUUGUUCUUUUAUGAACUCUGUAUGUGAAGUUUUCCAGGCUUCUCAGUAAGCAUCAGCAUCAGAAGUAUUUAUAAGUGUACAUUUGUACAAUUCUACUAUCUUUCAACCAAAAAAGUAAUUGAAGUGAUUUGAUCAAAUCCAUUUAUUUUGAUAGAUUUUAAGUUAUUGCCUUUUUUUCUUUUGCAAGACAUCUCAGAACAUUUUUUUGACUUCAUGAAGGAAUCAAUUUACUAGUAGUGUUUGCUCACURAUUUAUUGAAGACUUUGAAGAGAGAAGAACAUGUCACCAUCCAAUAGAGGAUUGCGAAUGCCUAAUUUAACUUCAGCUGUAUGAUUGCUGCUUUGAACCAGCCAAAAACCACAAAACUGUUUGAAUAUAAACCAUAAUCAUGCAGGAAACAGUGCAGAAAUGAAAAAUGUGUGGAGGRUAUAGUUUCUAAAAGUUAAUGUUACUCUGAUAUCUGGGGGUUAAAUGUUUAGCUAGAGACACGUUUGCAUGGGUUAACAUGAAGUUAGSAUUCCUUGAAGAGAUGCAUGUUGGGCUUUCUAAGGUCGUUGGGCAAACAAACAUUGAACUGUUGCAGCUCAGAUUGUGUGAUGGGGAUCGGUCUCAGCUACUACCACACCAAAGUUUAGGUCAAUGUCUAAAGUAGAUUUAGCUAUAAGAUUUUGUGUGUGUUUUUAAUGUCAGUUGGCUAUGACAGCCACCUCCGAUUGAUGUCAAAAGAGAAUCAGUUGUAGAUGUUCAUCAAAYGAUUAUUGUCUGCAUAAAAUAUUGUCUAGUGGUUCAUGAGCUAAUGCAACAACUGCCAUAAGCAAAAACAUUGUCCGCUUUUGUUUUUUGACUGCAGGUAAUAAUAUCCUGCUUUUAGGUGAAAUUAACCAAAAAAAAUUAAAAAUCUGGAGUAUGCCAGGGAGUAAAUGGUCAUGUUUAUCAAAAUUUUCUUUUAAUUGAGAGCUUUGUUGUUUUUCCUCUUUUUGUUCUGAUGUUCUGAUUGGCACACACAAAGCUCUUGUGAAUAAUACCUUAUUAUUGUAAUUAUACCUCUGUGAUCUGAAGGACUUUUCUGGGAACAUCUCCCAAUGUUUAACUAGAGCUUAAAACAGUGGCUGUUAAUUAUUGUACACUAAUGCUGCCAUCUACUUAUCUGUUUCCCAUUUCCUCUUACAAUCACGACAAUGUAUUCCCACAGGCUUGUGAUUAUUGUGCCCUUGAUGCACACUAUGUUAAAAAAAAUUAUUAGUUUUCUGCUGUGAAGUUGCAUACAGUUAAAUAGAGAUGGGUGAUUUUUGCCAGUUUGUCUCAGAAA